UCAGAUGGCCAUAAAGCGAGCGCGUGUAAAAGAAUGCUGGAAAUGUGUGUUAAGCGUACAUCCUUCCAUCCAACCAUCCGACCAUACUCUAUGCAUGUAUGUACUCACCACACCCUGAUCCUGUUUAGCAUAAAAAUACCAACACUUUCAAGUCGAAGAAGCAAAAACACACACUUUGAAAACAUUCGUGGAUUCUGCAAACUUCCGUUUGAAAAGCCUUUGAGCAGGCAGUCAGUGAGUGUGAAGUGAGCAAAUUGAGAGAGUGGGAGAGAAAACCGAAGGGAAGUAAGAGUAUUUGCUAAAAUUGCAUUCAAAAGCAAAGAGUUACUUUGAGUGUUUGAAAGACAAAACAAAAACAAAUGAGAGAAGUGUACUAAAACCAACAAAACAAUAACAACAACAACAACAGCAACAAUAAUAAGAAUAACUGCAAGUGGUGGCAGUCAGCAUAGCCAAACAACAGUAAAAUUCUGAGUGCCAUUUCCUAUGCUUAAAGGAGAGCCACUACCUAAGCUUUCUGCUCACCAGCAAGUGUCUGUUGUUGUUUUUUUAUGAGUCUGCUGUAGCAUAUUUUGCAGAGAUUUUGCCCCAUAAAAUCCUGUUGGGCUUCAAUGUUGCUGCUGCUGAAUAGGCUGCUUGUUGUUGUUAUUGUUGUUGCUCAAAUUGUGGCUGUGCAACUUCAGCAAUGGCUGCUGCCGAGAAAUUUAUUAAGCGCUGUAACUUUGUGAGGAUAAGACGUUAAAAAGACGGCCAUUGGCAUAUCGCAAAAGAAAAAUUGAAAGAACUGAUGCUCCCUUGGCUGUAACAAAAUACAAGUAAUUAGACAGAAAUGAGUGUAAUUAUCAUUUGUUAAAAGAACUGUAAAUGUAACAAAAGUUACUAAACUUACCACUACUAUUUCAACAACAACUACAACAGCAUCAAAUACAGCAACAAGAAGAACGUCAUCAACACAAAAAUUUCCAAAAUUACCAAUUAACAUUGUCAAAAAUAAGAAGAACAAGACCAUCAUCCACAUCAUUAGCAGUAAUCGCAACGACGGCAGUAGCAUCGAUAGCACAAGUCCAUGUUCGUAUUCGUCACAGGGGACAAGCACCAGUUUUCGAAUGAAUCUCUACCAAAUAUCAGCAAUACCACAACAAUAAGCUAGAGACGACAUCAUCAUCAUCACCCAGGCAGAGGAGCUGUACAACUACUAGCGUCGUUCGUGGUCCCACAAACACUCAUAAUUAAUGUCUGCAUCUGUCGUCCGUCAUCUGAACAUAGCCUCCUGAAUCGCCCACAAACCGAUACCAAAUUACAAAGGCUAAUUAAGGCGUUCAAUUAAGGAUUUCUUUGCCGCCUUACGUCAAAAUGUUUCAAAUCUGAUAUAUAAGAAAUAUAUUAGCAGCAUAGGGAAGAAAGGCUUUGAGUCAAGACUCCCACAAAUCAACAUCACCUACUACGAAUCAUCAUCAGUCAAAUAUUGCCAAAAUAAUCUACAGACGCAGCUAAAACAUGGGAACUGGUCAUUUUUUCUGGGUGAUAUUUUACUUUGCCAGUUUAUGUAGUGCAUCACUAGCUAAUAAUGCCAAAAUAAAUUUCCGAGAAAAGGAGAAAAAAGUCUUAGAUCAAAUUUUAGGUGCAGGCAAAUACGAUGCAAGAAUACGGCCAUCUGGUCUCAAUGGAACUGAAAACUUACCCACCUAUGUCUAUGUCAACAUGUUCCUAAGGUCUAUUUCGAAAAUCGACGAUUACAAAAUGGAAUACAGUGUACAGCUAACAUUCCGUGAACAAUGGACAGAUGAACGUUUAAAAUUUGAUGAUAUACAAGGUCGUUUAAAAUAUUUGACCCUAACAGAGGCAAAUCGCGUGUGGAUGCCAGAUUUGUUCUUUUCGAAUGAAAAGGAGGGUCAUUUCCAUAAUAUCAUUAUGCCUAAUGUUUAUAUCCGUAUAUUUCCAAACGGUUCUGUUUUAUAUAGUAUUCGUAUCUCAUUAACAUUGGCUUGUCCUAUGAAUUUGAAAUUAUACCCCUUGGAUCGGCAAAUUUGUUCACUACGUAUGGCCAGUUAUGGCUGGACUACAAACGAUCUUGUCUUCCUGUGGAAAGAAGGCGAUCCUGUGCAAGUGGUAAAGAACUUACACCUACCUCGCUUUACACUUGAAAAAUUCUUGACUGAUUAUUGCAACAGUAAAACCAAUACGGGUGAAUACAGUUGCCUCAAAGUCGAUCUACUAUUCAAGCGAGAAUUCUCAUAUUACUUAAUUCAAAUUUAUAUCCCAUGCUGUAUGCUGGUAAUUGUCUCAUGGGUGUCAUUCUGGCUAGAUCAAGGUGCUGUACCAGCUCGUGUCUCCUUGGGUGUCACCACACUGCUCACCAUGGCAACGCAGACAUCCGGUAUCAAUGCAUCACUGCCACCGGUCUCCUACACCAAAGCCAUUGACGUCUGGACUGGUGUGUGUUUAACGUUUGUAUUUGGCGCCCUGCUCGAGUUUGCCCUGGUGAACUAUGCGUCCCGCUCAGGUUCGAAUAAAGCUAACAUGCACAAGGAGAAUAUGAAAAAGAAACGCCGUGAUUUGGAGCAGGCGAGUAUAGAUGCCGCUUCAGAUCUGCUGGACACAGAUAGCAAUGCAACAUUUGCAAUGAAACCUCUGGUACGUCAUCCGGGUGAUCCAUUGGCAUUGGAAAAGUUGCGACAGUGCGAAGUGCACAUGCAGGCGCCUAAACGUCCCAACUGCUGCAAGACUUGGCUGUCAAAGUUCCCCACAAGACAAUGUUCUAGAUCGAAGCGGAUCGAUGUUAUAUCGAGAAUAACAUUUCCCCUGGUCUUUGCCCUCUUCAAUUUGGUCUACUGGAGCACCUAUUUAUUCCGAGAUGAGGAGGAUGAGACUUUCUAAACGCAUUGAUGACGACGUUGAUGUUCAUGAUCACAGUCACGAUCACCAUCACGAUGGCAUUGAUGAGGAUGAGGCUAAUAUGGAGGAAAUUUAAACAAAAUGAAUGGCUAUGUAGAAUUCUAUCGUUAAUGUGGCAAAUGAAUGACAUUCUCCCCGCCCACUUCCCGAAACUGCAGCCCUUAUGCUAUGCAUAGAAAUUCUUCGGAAGACACAUUCAAUUUAGACUUCUUAAUUAAACAUGAACAAUUAGAAGUUAAUUUGCCAACAAGUUUGUCACCUCCCCUAUCCCCACCCCUCUCAGCUCAUAAUUCACACAGCAGAGAAAAAGUCGUAAGAAAAGAAUUUAGUUAAAUUAACCAAACCAAAAUGUGAGCCAAGGAUGUUAUAUAUUCUAGACGUACAUAUUAAACCUAGGAACAUUAAUUACAAACCAACAAAACAGAAAAUAAAUUUAAGGCCAUAAAAAAUAGAAGAAAAAAAAAAUGACAACAAACCAACAACCUAAGACGUAGUUAACAAAUUAAGGUUUAGUACUCUAAGUUUAAGGAUAACAGGAAGAAGAGAAGCAAAAUUUUUCAAACCAUCAAAAAUUCCUUCGAAAUCGACCUCACUUUCCCAUUAAUACUCUCUCACUCUCACCCUUUCGUUACAUAUGUAUGUAUGUAUGCAAUGCAUAGUAUUAUAAGUACUAUAUAUACAUAUAACUAGGACAACAACAUGUAUUUUGUAAGACUUUAUAUAAUAAAAACAGACAUAUUUUAAAUUUUUAUUUUCCAAAAAUAAAAUAAGCGAAGAAAAAGCGAAUCGUUACGGAAAUUCUAGAUCUAAGGCAUGUUUCAUAACCAAACAAAAUGUUUCGAAAAAAUAAAACAAAAAAAACAAAUAAAAUAUGUUAAUUUUGCUGCAAGACCUGCAAGGAUAUUCAA
Messenger RNA from Stomoxys calcitrans (stable fly), 3803 nucleotides. RefSeq names its product glutamate-gated chloride channel (gene GluClalpha). The record is from RefSeq and is a predicted model, not a curated record. Lineage: Eukaryota; Metazoa; Arthropoda; Insecta; Diptera; Muscidae. The transcript has 15 exons. Gene Ontology annotation, molecular function: chloride channel activity; extracellular ligand-gated monoatomic ion channel activity; transmembrane signaling receptor activity. Bases 1498 to 2877 code for a protein of 459 amino acids. Gene Ontology annotation, cellular component: membrane; neuron projection; synapse. Gene Ontology annotation, biological process: nervous system process; chemical synaptic transmission; chloride transmembrane transport.